AAAUACCACUAUAGGGCAGCAAGUCCUGACCAGCCGUGGACUGAACUACAAUAGCUACUUUUAUUGGAUAUCAGUCGGGGCAUUGCUUGGGUACAUUCUACUUUUCAGUGUUGCAUUUAUGUUGGCCUUAACUUUUAAAAGAUCUAUUGGGGUCUCUCGUGCUAUUAUCUCUCGUGCAAAGCUUUCUCAGAUGCAAAAAGGAGGAGAUAUUGAUAACUCAACAGUCCUAACAAAUCAGUCCAGAAAGGUGCCCCAGACAAGUACUGCUGAACCCAAAAGAAAUGGAAGGAUGGUUUUACCUUUUAUUCCCCUCACAGUGACAUUCCAAGAUGUGAAUUACUAUGUUGAUACUCCACUGGUAAUCAUGUUAGAGUAAUUACGACAUCAGUUUAUUAAAAGCUUCUGAGAAUUGGAAGUCAGUAGACUUCCAAUGA
Messenger RNA from Phoenix dactylifera (date palm), 434 nucleotides. Lineage: Eukaryota; Viridiplantae; Streptophyta; Magnoliopsida; Arecales; Arecaceae. The record is from RefSeq and is a predicted model, not a curated record.